AUGACCUCGCCGUUUCAUCCUUCACUGGCGACGCGCCGACCUGCGAUUCCCCGCCCCGCGCCAUCCUCUCAUGCUGACUUGUUGCUGUGCGAACUGAUCCCGCUCAAAUCGAGUGGCGCAAUGCCAGGGACACUCUUGCCCCCGAGAUCAAGCCGGCAGCACGCACAGAUGGAUCGAACAUCUGCGUCCCGGCCGGACUUUUACCUGAUCAAUGAUCAAGACACGGUCUACGAACAAGAUUUGCUACGCAAUGCCGGUAGCACAGGUAGUGUCAAGCCAUGGCUUGCCUACAUCGAAUUCAAGAUGCAACACGGUACGCUCUAUGAGCAAGCCUUUGUUCUCGAGCGUGCCUGCAGACAGCUGCCCCGAUCCCACAAACUAUGGAAGAUGUACCUCGAGUUCCGAACGAAACAUCUCAAGGGCCGGGACCAAACGGUUUACCGAGCUGAAUUUCAGAAAGUGAACGCCCUGUUCGAACGAGCCUUGAUUCUCCUGAAUAAGAUGCCUCGGGUCUGGGAGAUGUACCUCUCCUUCCUUCUCUUGCAGCCCUCAGUGACCCAAACCAGACGAGUAUUCGAUCGUGCCUUGCGCGCGCUCCCGGUGACCCAACACAACCGCAUUUGGAAGCUCUACAAGAGCUUUGCGCGAUCGGCAUCUGGACAAACGACCGUGAAGACCUGGGCUCGAUACAUGAAGAUCCAUCCGGAGAAUGCGGAAGAGUACAUCGAGCUCCUGAUCAAGAUGGGUCAAUACACGGAGGCUGUGAAGGUCUUUAUGGAUAUUCUCAAUAACCCUCGGUUCCAAUCCAAGAACGGCAAGAGCAAUUUCCAGUUAUGGACAGCAAUGGUCGAUCUGUUAGUUUCGAAAGCCAAGAAGAUCGAAACUGGACCGAAAAAUGGAAUUGAUGUGGAUGCCAUUCUUCGAAGUGGCAUUGAUAGAUUCGCUGACCAGCGUGGGAAGCUUUGGGCUGGCCUGGCCACCUACUGGAUUACCAAGGGGAAUUUUGAGAAGGCGAGAGAUGUCUUUGAGGAGGGAAUCACGACUGUCAUGACUGUACGUGAUUUUACUCUGGUCUUCGAUUCGUAUGCGGAAUUUGAAGAGUCCCUUGUUGGAAGCUUGAUGGAAGCGGCAGCCGUGCGCUCUGAGAAAGGCAAACAUGACGAAGAGGCGGAUUUCGAUCUAGACCUUCGCAUGAUUCGCUUUGAGCAGUUGAUGGACCGACGUUCCUUCCUAAUGAACGAUGUUAUGUUGCGUCAGGACCCUCACAACGUCAUUGAAUGGGAAAAGCGCGUGGGACUCUGGGGCACCAAUAAACAAGAGGUGGUUAACACCUACACGGCUGCCAUUGCCACAAUCAACCCAAAGAAGGCUAAUGGGAAGCUAUCGGAUCUUUGGGUUAACUACGCCAAGUUCUACGAAAACGAACAGGACCUCGACACGGCACGGGUCAUUUUUGAGAGGGCCGUCAAGGUCCCUUUCAAAGCCGUGGCAGAGCUUGCGGAGACGUGGUGUGAAUGGGCCGAGAUGGAACUUCGCAGCGAGCACUUUGAUCGCGCGGUUGAUAUCAUGGCCAAGGCGACACAAGCACCUAAGAAGUCUAUGGUCGACUAUUUCGAUGAAAACUUGUCGCCGCAGCAGCGCAUACAUAAGAGCUGGAAGUUGUGGAGCUUCUAUGUCGAUCUCGUUGAAAGUGUGUCGUCCCUGGAGGAAACGAGAAAGGUUUACGAACGAAUUUUCGAACUCCGAAUCGCGACGCCUCAAACCGUGGUCAACUAUGCAAACCUCCUGGAAGAAAGAAAGUAUUUCGAAGAUUCUUUCAAGAUUUACGAGCGUGGCUUGGAUCUCUUCAGUUAUCCAGUUGCCUUUGAGCUGUGGAACUUGUACUUGACCAAGGCGGUUGAUCGCAAGAUCGGAAUUGAGAGACUCCGCGAUCUUUUUGAGCAAGCCUUGGAUGAAUGCCCGCCAAAGUUUGCUAAGCCUCUGUACCUGAUGUAUGGUAACCUCGAAGAAGAGCGGGGGCUGGCGCGUCACGCCAUGCGCAUCUACGAGCGUGCCACGCGGGCUGUAUCCGAUGAGGACCGAUUCGAGAUGUUCGAGUUCUACAUCACCAAAUCCGCCUCCAACUUCGGUCUCACCUCCACACGGGCCAUCUAUGAGCGGGCAAUUUCAGCCUUGCCCGAUCAGGAAGCCAAGGAGAUGUGUCUUAAGUUUGCUGAAAUGGAGCGACGUCUGGGUGAAAUUGACCGUGCCCGUGCGAUUUAUGGCCACGCCUCGCAGUUCUGUGAUCCGCGCACGAACGCUUCCUUCUGGCAGAAGUGGGAGUCCUUUGAGGUGCAGCACGGCAACGAAGAUACUUUCAAGGAGAUGCUUCGCGUCAAACGGAGCGUCCAGGCUCAAUACAAUACCGACGUCAACUUUAUUGCCUCCCAGGCCAUUGCUCGGAGCCAACAACAAACGCAGAACGGCGAGGAUGGUGUCGAUCAGGCCGAUCAGGCCGAUGCAAUGGCAGCGAUUGAGCGCCAGGCCCGUGCUCCGGUGGGCUUUGUUGCUGCGAGCAGCGGCCCCCAGGGAGGGAACAUUCCCCCGGCUGGCGAAGCUGCAUCAGCAACGGCCAAUCCCAAUGCCAUUGACCUUGACGAUGAUAUGGAUGCUGAGUAG
Penicillium argentinense is the source of this 2658-nucleotide messenger RNA. Its product is annotated as mRNA splicing protein SYF1. The transcript has 5 exons. NCBI's taxonomy places the organism in Eukaryota, Fungi, Ascomycota, Eurotiomycetes, Eurotiales, Aspergillaceae. The coding region runs from base 1 to 2658 and encodes 885 amino acids. Gene Ontology annotation, cellular component: post-mRNA release spliceosomal complex; U2-type catalytic step 2 spliceosome; Prp19 complex. Gene Ontology annotation, biological process: generation of catalytic spliceosome for first transesterification step; mRNA splicing, via spliceosome. Gene Ontology annotation, molecular function: protein binding. The record is from RefSeq and is a predicted model, not a curated record.